AUGUGCAGACAGAAAUUUCGAAUGACCCGACAAAAUAUAGCUAGUGAUCCAAAUCAAGUAGAUUUUCGGUUAGCACUUUGUAACCAAUAUAUACACGAAUUGACCAGCUCAGGAUACACUGUACUGAGGAUAGACAUGAUGACUGAGGACUUAGAAUGGAACCAUGUUGAAUACAAUUUCACAGUAGUGGACAGCUCAACUAAGUAUCAACUUCACAUAGUUUGUCGGGAUUCUUGCGAUUAUGACAGUCUGUGGUUGAGUGAUACUGCUCUGUUUUGUACAUUUGACGAGGACAAUGACAACUGGAAACAAAGAGACUGCGCUGUGGACCACAGGGGAGGGUGGUGGUACUCAUGGGAUGCAUACUGUACUGAGGGGAAUCUAAAUGGAAUGUACCCAGAUAACCUUCCUAAUGAAAAACAUGGAAUCUUCUUUUUCAACUGGCGUGACUGGAGACCCAUGUGAUAUAUCCGAAUGAUGAUUCGUCAACCUU
Molecule: messenger RNA, 493 nt
Organism: Saccostrea cuccullata (small rock oyster)
Lineage: Eukaryota; Metazoa; Mollusca; Bivalvia; Ostreida; Ostreidae
Product: fibroleukin-like
Exons: 3
Coding region: 1-465 (154 amino acids)
Source: RefSeq, a predicted model, not a curated record